Molecule: messenger RNA, 393 nt
Organism: Exophiala spinifera
Lineage: Eukaryota; Fungi; Ascomycota; Eurotiomycetes; Chaetothyriales; Herpotrichiellaceae
Product: hydroxyisourate hydrolase
Exons: 1
Coding region: 1-393 (130 amino acids)
Biological process (GO): purine nucleobase metabolic process
Molecular function (GO): hydroxyisourate hydrolase activity
Source: RefSeq, a predicted model, not a curated record
AUGUCGUCUCCCAUCACAUGCCAUGUUCUCAACACCCUCUCCGGCACUCCUGCGGCCGGUCUCAAGGCCACGUUGACACUGCUACAGAAGAACUCGUUGUAUGCAUCGGCGGAGACGUUCAGCGCCGUCACCAAUGAUGAUGGACGCGUGAAAGAGUGGGAAGCUUCAUCGUCCACAGGCCGAACUUUGAUGGAGGUUAUGGACUGGUUCGGUCCAGGUGAACGAAUACCCUGGAGUAUCAAGUUUGAAGUUGGCCCAUGGUAUGAGAGUCAGGGGGUGGAAUCCUUCUGGCCCGAGGUCGAGGUCAAAUUCUACGUCAAGAAAGGAGAGAGACACUAUCAUGUCCCAGUUCUGGUCGGACCGUGGACUUACACAACCUAUCGAGGGUCAUAA